Molecule: messenger RNA, 6225 nt
Organism: Magallana angulata
Lineage: Eukaryota; Metazoa; Mollusca; Bivalvia; Ostreida; Ostreidae
Product: ankyrin repeat and MYND domain-containing protein 1-like
Exons: 22
Coding region: 151-3771 (1206 amino acids)
Molecular function (GO): protein binding
Source: RefSeq, a predicted model, not a curated record
CGUGUUGACACGCUUCGCGGAAAGUCAGUGCGAGAUCCAACAUGGCUGCCAAUGUUUACAUGCUGACAACAAUAUUAUAAAUUUGACAAUCAAGUAGCCUUAAUUUGUAAACAGAGCAGGUGACAAAUUUGGAAGGACUCUGGUGACAUCAUGUCAACUUUAUCGGAGCACUUGCCAAAGCUGAGCCAUGCAGAGUUUGAAAAGUACCCCGAACCUGUGGAGGUGCACUAUAAGAGUGGCGCCAGCUACACAGGAAUGGUCAGCAACCACUUGCGGUGUGGACAGGGAGUCUUCAAAUGGCCCAACGGUGCUCGGUAUGAAGGCCAAUAUUCGGAGAAUGCCAGGAAUGGAAAAGGUUUACAAAUAUGGCAAGAUGGGGGCCAGUACGAGGGUGAAUUUUUACAUGACAUGAGGCAUGGGGAGGGAGAACUUAAGUGGAGCAAUGGAGAGACAUACAAAGGAACAUUCUAUAAAGAUCGUCGCCAUGGAAAAGGAGAAUACAUUUGGCCAGAUGGAUCAAAAUUCUCGGGGACAUUUUUCAUGGACAGAAAGGAAGGAUAUGGAGAGUUUGUUUUUGCAAAUGGUAGUAAAUUUGAGGGGUUGUACAAGGAUGAUGAGAGACUGGGACCAGGGGUCAUGACCUAUGGGGACAACACACAGGACAUAGGUCUGUGGCACAAAGAGAAGCUGGUCAAGAUCUGCACCCCAAUCAGUGGAGCGUUUACCAUACACGACCACAAAGAGUUUGUGUUCAGCCCCGAGGAGCAUACCCUUUACAUUAACAUGAAUGAGGAGGAUAGAAAACCUGGCUCCAGGGAGAAGAUGAAGAGUACAGACAUAUUUGAUUACUUACCGGAAAACCAGCUGACUGACAAAGUGACGGACAUGUAUAACGAGACUUUGGACCCUGGAAGUCUGGCCAUCAAUCGUUCGGAGUUCAAUCGAGAAUUCUUCAAAGAACAGGAUGGAGAGAAAUCGGAUGGAGACGAGAAAGUGGUAGCUAUUAAUCGCACCCCAGGAAUGAUCGAAAUACAAAAGCAUGUUCAUCGCCAUAGGAACCGAGAAAAAAGCAUGUCAUUUGAUGUCCAAGAGGUGAUGAAGGGAAGCAGGGGAGGGAAUUUUAAACAGAGGGGGCCAUUGGAGACAGCUUCAGAAGAACUCAUCAUGGCCGCCGCUCAGGGGGAUGUCAAAAAGGUGGAGGAUCUUCUGACAUCUGGAAAAGUCCAUCCUGAUGUCGCAGACAAAAACGGCCAUACUGCACUCAUAGGGGCCAGCGUAAAUUGGCAGACUGAUGUCAUCAAUGUGUUACUGAAUAAUGGUGCCAAUGUAAACCAACUCAAUGAUGAGGGAUGCUCUGCUUUGUCUGCUGGCACUAUUUUCUUCUACCCUGUGGAGGGAUUUAGAUAUAAUAUAGCAGAAAGAUAUUUAGAUGUACCUUCAUCGCCUGACAAAAAAUCAGUAAAUCGUAGUAAAGCAACUCCCUCUAGAAGCAAGUCAAAUGCAAGCCCAACAAAACAGAAAACAAAAUCCUCCCUCAGUGAGCCUCUUUCUAGUCGCAGUACCUCAGAGGACAAACGAGGUAUCAGCCCUGAUGGUGGAUACCCUCAAAAUGACAACAAGCCCCAGGUUCGUAUCAUGGAGCCCGGGGCUCAGGAGGCAGGUGAGCAGAAUGAGGAGACAGAUGUGGCCAAUGAGGACACUCCACCGAGGAGCAAGGAUGACCCAGAUAGCGCGGAUUUUGAUUCUACGGCCACGUUACAUGAUUACCACAUUGAGGUUUCCGAGAGAAUGAUAGAAAGGUGUGCCACUCAGCUCAGCACCAAUGAGAAGAUUGUCGGAGGCAGACGGUCAAACAACAGCGCUGAUCUUGGAAGAGUCAGGCAUCUUGCAAUCAUGAAAAAUGAGAGAGAGAGAAUGAAGAGCACCUUAGAUUUAUUGUUAAAGAGAGGAGCGGAUCCAAAUGCCUCAGGGGUGCCUAUGCCAGUUCUCUUCUUUGCAAUAAAAUCAGCUGAUGUGGAAGUGGUGAAGACUCUACUGGAGAAGGGAGCAUCCACAGCCAUCACCCUUCCAAGAGAGAAGGGAGGUCUGGCCCCUCUACACAUUGCUGCAGCUAUACCCGGGGAGGAAGGGGUACAGAUAACAGAACUUCUCCUGGAGGUGGGGGCCAACCCUGACGUCAUGGCGGCAGAAGACGACUCAUUCCUUAACAGGACUUUGGAGGAGGAGUGGUCCAAAGAUGUCAUUCUGCCAGAGAGUCAAGAGUUGUUAGGUGGGCGUACACCACUGCAGAUUGCAUGUGCUAGAGACGACAAUUAUAAGAAUGCCUGUCGAGUGGUACAUCUGCUGUUGGAGCACCAAGCCAACCCUAACCUCCUGUGUAAUGGAUUCUCUGCCCUGGCUCUGUCCAUUGCCAGCGGCAACGACCUGGCUAUUGAUGAACUUUUGACCUAUAACUGUGACCCCAGUUUACCUUUGACCCAUGGAGUAGGCAGUGCCUUGUGUGCUGCAACAUCAACAGAAUACGAGUACAGACGAAAAAAUAUCAAUCAAAGACUGCAUCUUAUUGAUAAGUUAAUCAAAGCUGGAGCCAACAUUUUGUCACCUAUUCCAAUUGGACCCAAAAGAAUCAUUGGAACCGCUGUAGACUAUGCCUACUACAUGUUCAAUCAGGAUCGUCGUAUAUCGCACAUGCCCUUUCACGCUCUGUCGCACAGUGAGCGGGCUACUUACCAGGCUAGGAAGAAACUGCUGGAACAUAUUGGUAACAUUUUAAGAACCAAAGCAGUUGAAAGAGAGAAAACGCGCAUGGAUGACGAAAUCAGUUCUGGAAGGCGAAGUAGAAGCCCCAGUCCUGGAUUUGUCUACAUUGGAGCAGGGGCCCCUCUACCCCCUGAUGCCAAGAUUCCCAAGUCCCUCAAGGGAAUGGAUAUGGGAGCAGGGGAAAUGGCAAAAGUCACUUUUGAGUCCAAUGAUCCCAGUGUAGGACGAGGGUUUCCGGAACGCGAACCAGCUAAUCUUCCGGCCAGAGCUUUGCAUUCACAUGCUAGCCAUUUCCAUGUUGAGGAAAUCGAUGUGGUACGCUUGACUGCUUCUGCACAGAGGAAAGCAGCCACACAAUCUCGACUCAAGCCUAAAAAUAACUUCCUUGUCAGCCUCGAAUUUGUUCGUCAUGGAUCACUGACUUCGCUUCAGAGCUCUUUUCACUGGAACCCUCUGAAGCCUCUGUUUAAGUACUGCUAUGAAUGCGGUCGGUCAGUAGGCGUCCGUCUGUCUGCUUGUACCAGGUGUAAGGAGGUGUACUACUGCGGAAAGUCCUGUAAACUGGCCGCCUGGAAGGCCAGACAUAGCGAAGAGUGCAUCAGGGUCGGAGGUGUCGCGUACAGUACAUGUUUGUCAUGGGACGAAGGUAGAACAAAGCCGCAGGUUCAAAUUAACUGCUGGGUGACAUCUAACGGCAAAGGGAGGUCCCGUAGUCCCAGCCCUUCGGGACGCCGAGCCCGGAAGGACAUGAGCCCCACCCCAGCGACUGAGAUUAAGGGCAAGAAAACCACAGUGCCAGAACUCACCAAGGGCAAACAGACCAUUAAUGUGAGAGUAUUAGUAGUAGAGUCAGCCGAGGGAGAUACGGUGCCCUUCAAAGGAAACAGUAAAAGUGCUAAAGGACCACGUGGUGCACAUACAGAGGAACAGCGGAGAGUGCAGUCAGAAAAAAUGCGGCGGCACUGGAGCCCGCCCCCUGGGGUCAAAGUUGACAAUUAUAGUUUUGUCUGAUGUUAUUUUAUAUCUAUAUUCAUAUCCAAAUUAUUUUUCUAUUUUUUCAAAUCAUGUUGAAAAUGCUCAUUUAAUUUUCAUCAAAUUUGUUAUAAUUUGAAUCAGGAUUUGAACUUCUAUUGUUAUUGUAUGUGAUUGAUAAGUUGAUUUUUUAUUCUGUCAUGUAAAUUUUUCGGUUUUUGUUUUUAAUUUUCAUUUCAAAUGUAUCAUUCCAUUUUCUGAUUUGUUCGGGUUUUUUUCUUGUUUCAGAGAGGUUUUGAGGACUUAAGAUGAAUUUGAAUUGUAUUAUUUUUAAGAGAUAUGAAUGAAAUUCAUCUUUUUUUUCAGUUGUUGGAAAGUGAAGAUGCGAUGGCAAUGCUUGUCUACUCAUAAAACCUUUUGAAAAACAUAAUUAUCUAUGUCAAUGAUUUAUAUUUUCACUAACCAACAGAGAUGGUUAUUUUUAUAAAUAAGUUUACUUUGUACAUUGUACAAGAGGCAAAACUUUAGUCAAUUUUUAUUUGCUCAAUUGUCAAAUCUGUCUUUUAUGUAGAACUUGUUUUGAGCUCAGUCUUUGUUUCAACUGUUAAUGUAUUAGUCUUGUUAAAGUCAGAAAAAAGUAAAUGUUCCAGUAGUCGUUAGCACCCAUGUGCCAUUUUACAGUCAAGAAAAAUUGCUCAAACAAAAUAUAAAAAAAGGUUAGGAUAUAAUUUGUAAUUAACUUGCAUGCAAAUAGGUCUGUCUGUACAUGCAACUUCAGAUUUUUAUGUUCUGUUGAGUUGAAAUAAUUUGAUCAGAGGAUUUUGAUAAUAAGGAUAAAAAUUGUUAAUAAAUGUUUCAUUAGCAUAUAUUUGUAAUUAAUACCUCAGUAUCUUUCAAUAAUUCAUAUCUUGAGUGAAAUUUCAUAUCAUUUCUUCAAAUCGGUAUUUUUUUUUUAGUAUGUAAAUUAGUUUGUAUUUAUGGUAAUCAUGUUUUAAGGCUUCUUUCAUUUCGUUUAUACAGUUUUAGGUGUUUUAUUUUAAACUAAGGAAGUACGUGUAUAUGUUAUUCAGGUUUUCAUUUCAAACUUAAUCCUGCUGAUUUAUUCCUAUGCAGAGUCUUAGAGAAAAUUAUGUAUUCAGAUUUACUGUUUGUACCAUAUGGGAUCAAAGAACAACACUUGGGGCAAAAACUCAAUGUAUAGGACCAUUUUUGGUCAAAGUUUUCAUGAGCCCUUCCCCCUGUACAUUUAUGCAAGACUUGAUGCUCUGCAAAUGCUUAUAUUACCUAAUACUGCUGUAAAAUUACUGAGGCAAAAAUUUUUCUCAUUAUACUGGUAAUUUACAAUCAUUUAAUGUCAAUAUUGUGUCUACAUGAAAUCAUAUUGGAACAAAUGGUAAAGUGUGCAGUUUAGUACUUUGUGCCUCUGUGUGUCAAAUAUAUUUUUCUAUAUUGUCUUUGAUGAUGAUAAUGAUGAUGAUAAUGCUGCUGAAAUUGUUUUGUUGUGGUAGUUUGGUUUUAGUUUUUGUUUCUUAGUGGAUGCUAUCAAUGUGAUAGAAAAAUUGAUGCUUGAUGUUGGCGAUAACAAUUUAUUUUAACCAGGCCUUACACAAGUCAUUUUGAUGUGACUUAAGUAGAAAUUUGGCAUGUCAAUCAUCGUUAUCUUAAAUAUUAUGGAUUUUGUGCAGGUGAGAUUGAAGUCCCAACUGUUAUUUCUUUAUGUAAUUUUACCUCUUUAUCUUGGAUCCUUUCAUAUUCCGAAUAUUUGUUCUUAAUGAGGUCGAGAUAACAAGGUUUGACUGUAAUUGCAUAUCAUGGUGGUAUAGUUAUUGGCAACUUUCUGAUGAAAAAUUACUUGCAAAGAUGUAAACGUUGGUUUGCAUAAUAUCUGAUAUAAACUGAUUUUCAUAACUUUUUUCCUCCCUUUUUAUCACAAACAAAUAAAUUCCUAAAUUGAAUCAAAGAUAGAUUAUAUAUAUUAUCUGUACACUACUGUAGUUUUACAAAAUCAUUUCCACAUUUUCUUGCCUUCUAUUCCGUUUUAUACAACAUGUGCCUUUUAUUAUUACUGAUGCCAAAUCAAAUAUGAAGAUGACAUACCUUACGCUACACUUUUGUGUAAUAUCAAGAUCACUUAAAUUUUGGAGGUUGUACUGUAAUGUUCACCUUUGACCUUUUACCUUUGUCAAAUUUGCACUAUUUCCUUGUUUUCUUCUAUUGGUUGGAGAUUUUGGGGAUGAAUAACCAUAAUAAAGAUAUAUGUAGAAGCUAUAUAUUGUUUAUGUGAAGAACAUCAGAUAACAGUGGUUAGUCUAUAUUUUAGUCAAUGUUUCUGUCAACAACAACAAAAAGUUGUCAUACUGUGAUAUUUAUUAUUUUUUGUGCAUUUAUGUCUACAGUUUAUUAUUAUAUUUUAAUAUAAAAGAUAUUUUUUUAUUGAAAGAUUUAUUCCACUUGAUGAUUUGUUUCCACAAAAUAAAGUGUGGUUCUAUUUGA